GCCGCGCCACGCCGCACCGUCGACGUCGCCGACGUCGUCGGCGCCGUUGAUAUCGUCGCCGCGGAGUACCGCGUACCGUUCCGCUCCGCUCACGAGGAGGAUAGUCGACGGGGCCCCCCCGGGGGUUCGGGAGACGUGCCGAAACAGGACGCCGAGGUCGCCGGCGGAGGUUCGGAUCGCCGGUAAACCUCCCGUCCUACCCCGCUCCUCCUCCCCCCCCCCCCUCGCUCCCCUCGUUCGAUCGCGUUCGGCACCGCUUUCGAUCGUCGCGGCAUCGCGAUCCGCGUGAUUCAGAAACGCGUGACGCGCGGGCGGCAGCCCGCGCGGAGUCGGUCGACCGAGGCGGCGACUCCGACCUCGUAGCGGCGACGACGACGACGACGACGACGACGACGACGCCGCGCGCGGGGUCGGGGCUGUCGCCGCUCCCCCCUCUCCCGUCUCUCUUUUUUCCUCCUUCUUCUCCUCGUCUUUCUGCUCCUCAGUGCACGUUGGAACACGGUGAGCGCGUGAUACGUCUUCCUCGGGAAGGAAUCGAGGCUGUGCGCGCGGUUCGGCAUCGCAACCGGAGAACCGGUUCGAUUGUACCGACAUCCGUCGGUUGGAGCCAACUGCGUUUAACUUUAAUUUUCCGUUUUUCAUCCGCGUGCGUUGCCACGUUUACCGACGUCGAUUCCACUUCGCCGUGAUUACCGCGGCGACUCUCCGUGGAUUCGUGUACAUCUGUAAUAGGGAUAGUUCCGCUGUUCAGUACGAGAAGACACAGCUGUCACGAUGCCGAAGUCGAUGAACGUGAGGGUGACGACGAUGGACGCGGAGCUGGAGUUCGCGAUCCAGCAGACGACCACCGGGAAGCAGCUGUUUGACCAGGUCGUCAAGACGAUCGGGCUGCGCGAGGUGUGGUUCUUCGGCCUCCAGUACACCGACAAUAAGGGCGACCUCACCUGGAUCAAGCUCUACAAGAAGCCGGAAAGCGCGAUAGCGAGGGUGGUGAAGAAGGAGGUGAAAAAGAAAGUUCGAAAGCUGCGAGGCUACUCCGACUCGGACACGGACGACGACGAGUUCGACGACGGCCUGAGUGGACUUUCGUUCUUGUCUAGGGUGGUUCCGUGCGGUCUUCGAAAAAUCUGCCACGUGAUGAACCAAGAAGUCAAGAAAGAGACGCCACUCCAGUUUAAGUUCCGUGCAAAGUUCUAUCCCGAGGACGUCGCCGAAGAACUGAUACAAGACAUUACACUGCGACUUUUUUACCUCCAGGUGAAAAACGCUAUUCUCACGGAUGAAAUAUACUGCCCACCGGAAACAUCCGUUCUGUUGGCUUCGUAUGCCGUUCAAGCGAGACAUGGAGAUUAUCAGAAGGGCAACCAUCCUGCUGGCUUCUUGGCAAACGAUCGGCUGUUACCACAACGCGUUGUGGACCAACAUAAAAUGAGCAAGGAGGAGUGGGACAGCUCUAUUACAAACUGGUGGCAGGAACAUCGUGGUAUGUUGCGAGAGGACGCCAUGAUGGAGUAUCUGAAAAUUGCUCAGGACUUAGAGAUGUAUGGUGUGAAUUACUUUGAAAUUCGCAACAAGAAGGGCACAGACCUUUGGUUGGGUGUGGAUGCUUUAGGUUUAAACAUCUACGAGAAGGAUGAUAAGCUUACGCCGAAAAUCGGCUUUCCUUGGUCCGAGAUACGGAAUAUCUCGUUCAAUGAUAAGAAAUUCAUAAUCAAGCCAAUCGACAAAAAGGCACCGGACUUUGUAUUUUUUGCCACCAGAGUCAAGAUUAAUAAAAGAAUUCUUGCGCUAUGCAUGGGCAAUCACGAGCUUUACAUGCGCAGACGUAAGCCGGACACGAUUGACGUGCAGCAGAUGAAGGCUCAAGCCAGAGACGAAAAAAUGGCAAAACAGCAACAGAGAGAGAAACUGCAACUGGAGAUAGCUGCACGAGAACGUGCGGAGAAGAAACAGCAAGAAUAUGAAGAGAGGCUAAAAAAUAUGGCAGAGGAAAUGGAUAGGCGGCAGGCUGAGUUGAACGAAGCUCAGGAAAUGAUUCGGCGCUUGGAGGAACAGCUGAAGCAGUUGCAGGCUGCUAAGGAAGAGCUAGAGAAUCGCCAGAAGGAAUUGACAGUGAUGAUGGAAAAAUUGGAACUUUCGCAUGAGAUGGAGGCUGCAGAGCGCGCUAAACUUGAACAGGAAAUAAAAGCUAAGCAGGAGGAGGUACAACGCAUACAGUCCGAGGUAGAGGCUAAGGACCUGGAAGCUAGGAGAUUACAGGCCGAGUUCGAAGCUGCCAAAUACCGACAAGAAUUUGCUGACCGGCAAUAUCAGGCCAAUCAAACCCCGCAUCAUCAUCACGUCGAGGAGAAUGAAGAAGGUGAAGAGGAAGGUGAAGACGAGGUUCCUCAAGGAGACGUCACUAAGGACCUCGCGACUGACGAAUCAAUAAUCGAUCCUGUCGAAGAACGACGCACUUUAGCAGAAAGAAACGAACGUCUCCACGAUCAAUUGAAGACAUUGAAGCAAGAUCUUGCCCAGUCACGCGACGAGUCCAAGGAGACGGUGAUGGACAAGAUUCACAGGGAAAAUGUUCGUCAAGGCCGCGAUAAAUACAAGACACUUCGCGAGAUUCGCAAGGGCAACACCAAACGUCGUGUUGAUCAGUUCGAGAACAUGUAAAUUAAUGUACGUGCAUGUAAUCACUUACCUUAUACAGGUCCUUUCCUACUUUCAAUUUUUCAUCCAAUUUCGCGAAAGCGGGGCAUGCAGCAAAACGAUAACAAGAUAAUGAUAAUGACGAGAAGGAGAGAAAGAGAGAAACCGAUUAAUAGAAGGUAAGAGAGGAGAAAAGUAUAGAGAGAGGUAUAGAUUCUACAAUCUAUAAUGAUGUAUAAAUAGAAUAAUUUGAAUAACAGACAUAUUUUCGAUGAAUUAAACAUCAAGCCUUUCUUAAAAUUUGCGCGAAUGUUUAACUAUUGUACAUCAAGAAUUAUGAGCAAUAUUUGCGUCCACGUUAGAUGACAAUUCUAUACCUUCAUGGAAACCGAUAAUCAAAGCUUUCACCGUUUAUUGGUGAGGAACGCGACGAGAACGAGCGAUUCGCGCCGUCUUCCACAUAUAUACUUCUAUGUUAAUUGACGCUAUAUGAUUGACUCUAUCGCAGAAUCGUCAUUGGCUUUAUCGCGGGAUAAGGAGCGAAAUAAAUUUUCUCGUUACUUUGCGCAGAACUGCCUCGCUUGUGAAACUAGUAGUUCUCCUUUAACUGUUUGCUAGUAAUAAAAUAGUUUUGAAUAUUAUUAUUAUUCUGAUAAUUUAGUGCAACGAUAUUAUCACUCCAGUUUUGACAAGGUAAAGGCACUUCAUGCCCAAGUGACAAGAAAAUUUCCGGUAUUGGAUUACAGUCCGUUACCGUUACUUAAACCUUCCUCUGCAUAUCGACGGAUCCAACAUCUUGACCGCCGAGUAUUGUCUCGCCUCACAAUAAGUAUUACUGCCGAUCAUUUAUUCGCGUCGCGAGACGCCGCGAUCUUUAAUCGCUGGUUACCUGCCGGUGUCCUGUUCGCGAUUUUUAUCACGUUGUCGCGUAUCGUCCGUCCUCGAUAAUAGGGAUUCGCUUUCGAGAAGCCAUUAAUCUAUUACCACCACUCACAACUCGGCCGAUGUGUCGCGACGGCGAUCGCGGUCGUUACCCGUUUACGGAUGGUUUUUCCUCUAUUCAUACGCUUAAUUCGGGCCAUAUUUGUACACAGGAGAAUGUGGGAGCGCUUAACAUCCACAAGUUGACCGGCAAUUUGUAAGUCACUACAUAGAGGAAUCAAAAUAAUAAAGGCAUGUGGCUUAUAUUGUAGCGAGUUAGAAAUUUAGGUAUUUAAUCGAUCUUGAAGUUCGUAUUGGGCAGCGACCGUUUCAAUCAAGGGGACAUUUCACGACAUUUCAAUUCUAUUUAUUUUUCAGAUUUACUUCAAGUAUUGAAUAAUAUUAUGGAAUAAGUAAUUAUCUCGUCUAUAUGUAUGCAUAUUUAGAGAGAAUAUCUUGGUGAUUAUAUGAUUUCAAUUUAUUAUGUUUCCAAAAUUUUUAUAUUUUUAAAAAAUAAGCUUCUCUCUUUGUCGCUUGUCGCGGAGUUGUUCCCUUGUACAUCACACACUAUUGCGGCGCAAUCCGUCACUCUGGAUUAAUAAAUGUAAACAAUUCAACGAUGGCAUGGCCUAUUUACUACCGAAAAAAUUAUCCUGAACUAUUUUCGUACGAGCGAAUUUCGAUACACAUUAGCAAUUUUAUAUUGAACACACUCGUGGCCUUUACUUGAUAUACAUAUAAAUAUAUAAAUAUAUAUAUAUAUCGAAGUACUGUAGGUAGUACACUAAUAUAAUGACUAGAGCCGAGAGAAAAAUAUGUGUAAGGAUAUCGCGCCAUAAAGAAUUUGUCUUCAUACCUUCAAUACAAGGUCGAAUCGCGCGAUACCCGCCGAAUGGCUUUACCUACGAAGAUUUUCGAAAGAAUGAAAAAACGAAUGUGAGAGAGGGAGAGAAUGUAAUAAGGGAGAUAAUUAACCGUGUAUAUGUAUGUGUGUACGUAUGUGUGUGAGAGAAAGAAAAAAAGAGAAAGAAGCCGAAUGAUAGAGAAAACACAUUUAUGGCAGUCAUAUGCCAUUGUAAUUUUUUAAAAUUUUUUGCAACGGGAUUAUAAAACUAACAAACCUCGAGACGCUGCCAAUUUUUCAUAUGACAGAGCGAUAGCAGUGUGAUACGGUCAAGAUACGUGUAUGUAUGAAUUUCAUGUAUGAGAAAAAAAUCACAAAAUAAUAUGCAACCGAGAGUGCCGUAUCACAGAAGAGUUUGUACUUUACUACAUUAUUAUUAUUAUCAACCGCACGUAACAAUAAUAUGCGAAGCAGAAGGGAAGAAAAAGUACAGGAGUAAUAACGCGAUAGAUAUUUUUUGAUUAUAUUUAAUAUUAAAAAUUUACAAAUUAGUAGUGUUAUAUUAUUAAUAUUAAUGUUUACAAUUUAGUAGCGUUAUUAUUUUAUUAUUAGGCAGAUAAUAUUGAAUGAGAAACUAAAGGAAAGCAUUUUAUAGUUGUCAAUUUAUACUCUAUGGCCGGUAUUCAUAGUCGAUUCUUAUAUUUAAAAUCAUCUUAAGUACAGUCUUAAGAUGCCAUCAACCAAUCACAGAGCCGUAUUAGCACCUUAAAACAUUACUUGAGAUGAUCUUAAAAUAAGAUUUGAUUAUGAAUACCGACCUUUAAGAUAAUCUAGUACAUAGAUUUGACGGUAGUUAGUUUAUGGUAAAAAAAAAGAUAUUCGAAAGAACCAAUUCUUUUUAUUUCAAUUCUUUAUUACUUUUUUAAAAAGCCAUUUACCUGCAGAUUUACAGCGAAAUUUUUUCUACAUACGAAUAUAUAGAACAUUGUAUUUAAAAGUUUGUAAUUUGACAAGCGUUUAUUUCCAAUCUUUUAUAAACUUUUCAUCUUUUAAAGUGUACAGACUUACGGCUAGAUACGUGUGAACACAAGAUGAAAGAAAAAAAAAGAUUAUUAAUUAAAAUCACACGAUAAUCUGACAAUUGAUGAUGAGAUGAGCGAGAACAAACAUGAAAGUUCGUCUCGAUAUGCGAUUAAACCGCUUUGGCGCGAAACCAAUGAAUUUUUAUUAAGACAUUCCAGAAGAAUUCCCCGUAAGUGCUUCUUUCCUCGAUUUUGGGUUUCUUCCAUUAAUGAGAAUAAUAAUAUUGAUUUGGAAAUUGCACCUCGACCUUCUUCCCUCUUCGCAAAAUUUAAUGUUUUUUGUUCUCUGGAAAGCGUUAAACUCUAGGAUACAUCUCGAUUUCUGUCUCAUUUGCAUAUAUAAUUCGAACGUAAAUAGAAAUAAGAUUGUUUUUACCGUCUUAAAUAAAUAAAUUGAAAUGCGUGUAUGACUAAAACUGGGUUUGCCUAAUUCUCAUGAGGCAAUAUUUAAAUCAAAGGUCCUAGUAAGAAUAAAAAGAUCUGAGAUCUCGGUAAUUCAACUUGCGAUGGAAAGUAAAGUUGUGUUUAGAGUUACUGUUUUUUCCGAAAAAUCUUCGAACUGUAUUCUAGAGUUAAAUAGCGUUAUCCAAUUUUUCGCACUUUGUUGCGGACACGAAAGUAAAUCUUAAAAUAGCAAAACAUGUACCUCAUGAAGGCACCACACAUACAUAUAUGUAUACGCAUGGUGCUAAGCAUUUUUUUCUUACUGAUACAUAUCGAAAUGUGUAUUUGGCGUCAGGCAUGCGUUUCGUUCCUUUUAUUCGUCUUCCUCUUUUUCAAGCUGAGGCGCAAAACUCAGCGGCUUUGUAACAGUAGAAUUCAAACGCGCGUUCUUUUUCCGUUUCUGCACCCGUGAUCCUCGUAGCAAUAUCUAGAGCUAUUAAAUACAAACCGGCGAAGACACGAGACAUGUAGACACACGACAACGCGUAAACAUUGUAUUUUAACGAAAACAAUAUUAUUUGUUGGUGCGAGGAUAUAAUGGAAAUUACUUGUACUUUCCUGAGGAAGCUAGAGAUUGUUUAAAUAAAAAAAAUUCAUAUCAAAA
Molecule: messenger RNA, 6532 nt
Organism: Monomorium pharaonis (pharaoh ant)
Lineage: Eukaryota; Metazoa; Arthropoda; Insecta; Hymenoptera; Formicidae
Gene: Moe
Product: moesin/ezrin/radixin homolog 1
Exons: 13
Coding region: 775-2661 (628 amino acids)
Biological process (GO): positive regulation of protein localization to early endosome; regulation of organelle assembly; positive regulation of early endosome to late endosome transport
Cellular component (GO): cytoskeleton; apical part of cell; adherens junction
Molecular function (GO): cell adhesion molecule binding; actin binding
Source: RefSeq, a predicted model, not a curated record